This is a messenger RNA of Drosophila ficusphila, 1682 nucleotides long. It is a transcript of the gene Amnionless, whose product is annotated as protein amnionless. The transcript has a single exon. Lineage: Eukaryota; Metazoa; Arthropoda; Insecta; Diptera; Drosophilidae. The record is from RefSeq and is a predicted model, not a curated record. The coding region runs from base 38 to 1555 and encodes 505 amino acids. Gene Ontology annotation, biological process: intracellular protein localization; receptor-mediated endocytosis. Gene Ontology annotation, cellular component: endocytic vesicle; apical plasma membrane.
ACAAAUUUCAAAUCAGUUCGGAGUUCCAUCUGUACGAAUGAUGUGGUUGCAGUGGCUGAUCUGGGUGUUGAUCCCACUCCAAGUGGCUAAGGCCACCAAGUGGUUCGCCGGGGGACUGGACUUCAGCCACCCCUCCGCCUGGAUAGAUGAGCACAUGCCCUGUGCCCAGGACGUGGUCGUGUUCCCGGAAUAUUAUCCAGCCCUGCUGCCCUUGCCCGAGGAAGUGUCCAUUGACGGCUUGGUUUUCCCCAGGGAGGGGGCGGUUCUCCUGGCCGAGGAGUCCAUCAUCAACUUCGGCUCGAAGAGGAACGUCGCCUGUGAGAGCGAGGAGAAGAGAGCCUAUUUGAAGCCGCCAAAGUCGAGUAAGUGGUUUGAUCCCGGCACCUGGACGGAAAAGUCCAAAAAGGACUCGACCCAGUACAUACCAGAGCUCGAGAGGAUUCCCUGCGAUAACGAGCAGGUCAUAAUCAAUGGCCACGGGGCACUGGCGUUCGACCUGGAAAAUGUCCAGCACCUGAGAGUGGGGCAGCUCAUCCUGGCCGGCUCCUCGGUUUCCAAAACCUAUUUGGAGCAGCUCAUCACCAGGGACUUGGGGCAGUUCCUCUUUCACAACGCCCAGGAUGUCCAGGUGGAGUACUACAGGGGAGAGCUGUGCGGCUGCCACAAGGACUUCGACAAGUUGGUGGAGCCCGUGUGCCACAACGUCCAGGAGCAGUGCGAGACGCCCCAUUGCCUGUCGCCAGUGCGACCCUUUGGGUCCUGCUGCCUCAUUUGCGGGGCCACUCUGACCACGCCCAUGACUCACUGCAGCGAGAGCAGCAGGAAGGCGAUGGCAGAUAAGGUAAACAAGCUCAUCGACCAGCAGAAGCUGGGGGAUCAGAUCGACCUGCAGGUGCACUUCGUGGGCUCCCAGCAGUUCAGCAACUUCCUGCAGGCCAUAGUGACGGAUCGCCAGAAGUACAGCGAACGGAGCAUGGAGUUCCUACAGCAGCAACUCGACUACUGGAAGAAAACCAACACGACCCUGAAGGUCUCCGGACGACCCUACAACCCGAACGUGAGCUUCUCCUCGAUCGUGCUGAUCCUCUUCUGCAUGGCUCUGGUGGGGCUGGUGUCCGUGGUCAUCUUGGCCCACUUCAUGCCGGAGAAUCCCUACCUGAAUCGGAUUCCCCAGUGGAUCCACGACCCCCGCCGCUGGAGGUGGCGCCACUUGGGUGUGCGACUGCGCCGGAACCUCCUCUUCAACCGCUUCGACAACGGCGGAGCCGGUGGUGGCUCCUCGGAGGGAGGCCCCUCUGGUGUGGAUCGCCUGGGAAUAAUGGCCUACGACCCCGAGAGCGGCGAGGUGCGGGAACGGGCCUUCGACAAUCCCAUGUUCGAGCAGGGAGCAGCCAUGGAAGUGGCUGCCCAGGAGUCGCAGGAAGAGCAGGAAAUACUGGCUGCCCCCAAAAUGGAGACGGGAGACCUGGACGCCACCAGUGUGGUGGAUGAGCAGGAGCUGACCGAAAUUAACCUGGAGCCCUGCGGGUCGGAAACCAAUGAGGAGACAAUCUGAAAUAUACGACGUGCAUAUAUCAUUAAAACUUCUUUUUGUAGAAGUACAAAACACAUUCCCUGUUAUUAUCCUAUUUAUAUAAAAACGAAUUCCGUUCUAGCAAAUAAAAUAUGUACGGUUUAAUGGA